Messenger RNA from Musa acuminata AAA Group (dessert banana), 1579 nucleotides. RefSeq lists its product as uncharacterized. The record is from RefSeq and is a predicted model, not a curated record. NCBI's taxonomy places the organism in Eukaryota, Viridiplantae, Streptophyta, Magnoliopsida, Zingiberales, Musaceae. Gene Ontology annotation, molecular function: protein binding. The coding region runs from base 798 to 1376 and encodes 192 amino acids. The transcript has a single exon.
UCACGGGAGGGCAGGAAGAAACCACGGCUAUGAGAAGCAGCCGACAUGAGUGUUUGGUGUCUGCCUCUGCCUCUGCCUUUGUCCCUUUCAUCAACUCCACGCUCUGAAUUCCAUAUGGCGAGAAGACCCACAACGUCUCCUUUUUCCACGCCGUGAUUGCAGCUUCAAUCCCAGUCCAGUCCGCACUCCGCUUUUGGCACCAUUCAACUUCAUACGCCCACCACCUAUCGAGUGUUCUCCUCCGCACUCGCAUCGCUUUCAGUGUGUGGGUGGCAAGAGUCUGGUAAAUGUCCACACCAGAAGAGAAAAGAAACCGGCCUCUUUGCAGCUUGCACAUGGUAGAGAAAGGUCAAGUAACUUUUCCUUCCACACAUCUUCCUGCCAUACGUGAUCCACUGCAGCACCGGGAUUGACAAUCUCAUCACCAUGGCAACUGGACAUCACUAGAGUUAAUAGCUGUUGAUCAGCAUCCCAAUCCAUCAUCUGUGAGAUGAUAGAUGACUACACUGUUAUGAUAGCCCAGUUGCAGAUCUGAACACAGUAUCUAAUCCUCGAUGUUGGCAGUUUUCUCUGGCGUUGCUGCUAUUCUUCAUGCCAAAGAAAGCCACAUGAAGAGAUUCCAAUUCCCAUGCCUUCAUUGAUGGGUCAUUCUGCCACCUACUCCUUGUGACAUGCAUCCUCUGCUUCCAUAACAUGUGAAAUCGGAAAGAAGCCAAAUGGAGUGAGCCCUCCACCCUUCAUCUUCCUCCCUAUAAAGCCAGUGGCAAGCAGACCAGUCUAAGCCGGAGCAUAGAAUCAUGGACUGGUACUCCUGGUUGUCCAACUCCAGCCUUGAGCCGUACCUUGUUUACGAGUAUGGGCUCCUGUUGACGAACAACGAGCUCGAGGAGGAGGACAUAGCAUACUUCGACCAUUCCUUCCUCCAGAGCAUGGGCAUCGCCGUAGCCAAGCACAGGUUGGAGAUCCUCAAACUCACCAACAAGGACAGGAGGGUGCCUCCACUUCCUGUCACCAAGCUCGUAGCAGCGAUCAGGCAGUCCAAGAAUUGUCUCGCCAGGUACCUCCGCACGCUGUCGCGUGCCAAGAGUCCGGCGAUCUUGGUCGUCCCAACGACUCCAUACGGCGACCGCUGGGGAGGGGCCAUGUUGAGGAGGAAGACGAAGCUGGCGCUUCUGAGGCAGGGUAGGCUGAUGAUCACCGACCGUGGCAUGAGCAUCGCUCGUGUGCCUUCUCCAUCCCACAGCGCUAGCCCGAUGUUUCGCAGUCACCAUGACCAACGCUACGCUGCAGCUGCUGCCGACGAUGAUGGGUACUGGGAGACUGCAGUUGGAGACAUGAGGUGGGACGCCAUGUUUCAGAACUUGAAGCCCACAUAAGAACUGGUAUGCUGCAUGUGACCUUUCUCAUGCUGUAAUCAAAUCAGGAGACUUCAUGAUCUUGCGAGGCUUGUGAGUUCGAUCCACCAUUCCUGGUGGAGGAGAAGAGUAUAUUUCUUUCCACAGCUGAAGUCAUGAUGAGAACCAAUCGAUGUUAACCACUGAAGUAAGAUAAGUAAGAUACCAAUAUCAAUCUGUGCUCA